Apis mellifera (honey bee) is the source of this 2446-nucleotide messenger RNA. RefSeq names its product ralBP1-associated Eps domain-containing protein 1 (gene Reps). Bases 351 to 2255 code for a protein of 634 amino acids. Gene Ontology annotation, cellular component: cytoplasm; plasma membrane. The record is from RefSeq and is a predicted model, not a curated record. Gene Ontology annotation, biological process: endosomal transport; endocytosis. Gene Ontology annotation, molecular function: calcium ion binding; protein binding. The transcript has 5 exons. NCBI's taxonomy places the organism in Eukaryota, Metazoa, Arthropoda, Insecta, Hymenoptera, Apidae.
UACAGUUCAGAUAGUGUGUGCACAUGAAUUAUAAUAAUGUCAAACACCGAAGGAAUAGAAAGAUGGCGGUCGAGCGGUAAUUUUGUGAUGCAUGGGAUGUAGUCUACAAAUGGUGUCUUACGUUUCCAAGGGAUUUAUCAAAAUCAUAACAUUAUCGUGCAAUGUGACUACAUACUGACCACGACCGUCCUGUGAAGCAGACCGUGUCAAGAACGGAAGAACAACGAAUAAGAGGGAUAGAAAAGAUAGAAAGAGUAAGAGAAGAGGAGAGUACAGAAAGAGAACGGACCCCCGUUUGUACGUAACGAGUGUAAAAGCGGUUCAUUGCUCCGCUCUGAUUUGUCGCCAAGAUGGAUUGGGAGUCGAUCACGAUGGCUAGUCUUCACCUAACGAUGACCGAACAUCAAUAUUAUGAAGACAUAUUUAGUUAUUGCUGUGAAAAUGCAGACAACGACAGUGUACCGGUAAUCAAAGUUGCCGAACUAUUACGCUCGGCAAAUUUACCAGGAGUUGUCACGAUGAAGAUAUUGGAUAUCUGUUUUGGAACUGAAGCAGCACACAUUGGCACGCAUCUUGGAAAAAAACAAUUCUUUGUAUUAUUAAAACUUGUAGCAGCUCAUCAAGCAGGACUUAGUAUCCGUAAAGAUAUAAUUACUAUGCCUUUGGAUGUUAUUACAUUACCAAGAUUUACUUGGCCAGCAUCUGGAGAAGAAGAUGGUAGAAGAAGUUCAGAUUCGAAUAGGGCUAUGAAGAGUCAUCGCCAUGCUCCAGAAAGUACUACAGAAAGUGAAAGUGAAGCAGAGUCUCCAAGAGAAACUGGUGGUAGUACAGAUUCUCCAACACCAACAAAUAGUAUAAUACAGGAGAGAAAUAAUGAUAUAGGUGGUGAAACAAUAUUAGAUUCUGUGUCUGGAGGUUGGCAAGGAUUGUUAGUAUCCGAAGAACAAAGGCAAUUAUUAGGAACUGAAGAAGAAAGUUCAGAGCGUCAUAGCAGUGAUGAAGGUGAAGGAGAUGGUGAUGGCUCAGGAUUUCCACCUGAAGAAGUAUGGAUAAUUAGUGAUGAACAACGUGAAUAUUAUACUACUCAAUUUUCACAAUUACAACUUGAUCCUGAAGGACUUCUACAUGGUUCCAUAGCCAGGACAUUUUUUGAAAAGUCUGGACUUCCUUUAGGAGAACUUAGUCGCAUUUGGCAACUAGCAGAUAUUACCAGAGAUGGAGCAUUGAGUUUACAAGAAUUUUUAGUGGCUAUGCAUCUUGUUGUGUUACGAAGAAAUCAUGUGCCUCUACCUGAUGUUUUACCUCCACCAUUAUUAAUUCCUUUGCUUAAGCAAAAGACUGGUCCACCAUCCAUUCCAUCAACUACUACUACUCAAAAAACUCCACCUAAUACUUCUGGUACUCGUGAAAGAAAUAAAGAAUGGACAAAAUUUGUUGAUUCGCCGACUGGAACUAGCAGUUCUUUGACUAGUCCAGGUUUACAAUUAGUAAAUUUUGAUUUUCAAAAAUCUGCUGUUGAAAAAGAUCCUAAAAUUCUGCAUCCUGUACCAUUGCGUUUGACACCUGAAGCAGCAAUUCUUGCUUCUGGAGCAAAUGGCAAUACUAAUAGCUGCACUACAUUAGGAGAUGAUGAUCUCCAACGUACUGCAAGUGCAUUGGUGCAACGACCUCUCAUUAAAAAACCACCUCCACCUCCUGAAGAAGCUAUUAUAGUAACUCCAAAGAAGGAACCACCGCCUCCACCACCACCCAGACCAUACAGAACACAUGCAAGAAGUUCUAGUCUUGAUCUUAAUAAAUUAGGGAAAAAUGGUCAAAGUUUCCUUGGAGCACCUCCGCUAGUUCCACCAAGAAUCUCUCCUGGAAUUACUUCACCUCGAAAAUUGGUUGGUCAAAAAAGUGAGGGAGAGGGACAAAAAGCCCUAAAUGAAAAUCAAGGUUUUGUUGCUGAUUUUUCUCACUUUUCUCCAAAGAGCGAACUACCUGAAAAUUCAUCUCUGGAAACUCCACAAUCACAACAAUUUACUGGUGUCUGUGGUGCGUUUCAUAUUUAUAGAAAACCAAGUCCAAAGCGAGAGGGUGGAGAUGAAGAAGCUCCCAAGGAUGAAGUGGAAGAAUCAAAAAAAUUAACAUUACAAGAAUUAAGAGAAAAAAACGCUGAAUUGCGAUUAGUUUGUGAAGAAUUAACACGAGAAUUAGCUAGCGCACUUCAAGAACGUAUAAAUCUUCGUGCAAAACUUUUACUUUUAACAUGAUGUAAUUUGUUAUUAUCUUUAAAGACUCCAAACUGUGAAUUAUCAAUUUUUCCUAAAUUUGUUGUAAAAUCGAAUAUCUCAUGUGUCAUGCUAGUCUAGAGUAUUUCUUUUUGCAAAGUUUCAUAACAGUUAGCGUAACCUAAAAUUAAUAUUUCAAAAAGAAUAUUAAUAAAAAUUAUCUAAUUAUCUAA